Lymnaea stagnalis (great pond snail) is the source of this 750-nucleotide messenger RNA. The record is from the annotation of a GenBank genome assembly. Lineage: Eukaryota; Metazoa; Mollusca; Gastropoda; Lymnaeidae.
AUAAAGUUAGAUGACAGACAAGUGGAUGUGUCCAGAAAGCGCUAUCUGCCUGAAUUAGAUGAGGCAGAUUUAGAAGGCAACAAGAAGAUUAAGCUGGAGGACAUGAGGUCCACUGUGACAGAAUCCAUGGCUGAUCCAGUCAGUGAUGAUGAUAGUGAUGAUGAAGAUGUCAAUCCCGACAAUCCUGUGACUGCAUCCUUCAUGAUGGCCAAUUUCUUGCACAGUCUCAAAACCAAUGAGUUUGACAGAAAGAGAGAGAAAGCCCUGAGAAAAGAAAGGAGGGAUGCAGAGGAGGCUAAGAGUAAGGAAGAGCUGGAGAGGGAGAAAGACAAGGCCAGCCAUGUGAUCAGUAUUUUGGAUUUCAUAGGCAAUGAAAGUGCUAGGAAAUUUGGCCUGCCAAGUGUUUCGGUGAAGGAGAAUAAACCCAGGGAGUACCGUGGCCCAGUACAUCGGAACAAUGGUGGGGGGGAUGGGGGUGACAGGCUCAGUUACUGGGACAGGAAACAGAAUAAUUGGUCAUCAAGAUGGAAAGCUACAGAGGAAGGCGAUGCCGUCAUGAAUGACGGUGUCUCAACAAAUAGACCAUUUGACAAAAGGCGGUUGUCUGGUCAGCAAGACUACAAACAGAGACCAAGGUCAGGGUCACAGGACAGCAGAGCAUUUAGUCAGCGGUCAGGAUCACAUGACAGUCGGUUGUCCAAGUCAAGACAUCGCAGGGAUUCAGCCAGAGACAGGAGUGGCAAGGAGAAA